UAAAAAUACCAAGAGAUCGACGUCAUUUUUGGAACUACAUCGUACGUAUGAAUAAUGAAUAUACAGAUACUUAAUAUAAUGAUGAUGAUCAAUUAGACUUAAUUUUCUUAAGGCCAAGAAAAUGGCAGAGCUACCGAUCCCCGAGAAGGUGAAGAAGUUAUGGGGUGUAUGGAAUCUCAGGGGAGGUAUUCUACUAAGCCUCUUUAUCCAAAUUUUCUUGAUGUUGUUUGCUUCUCGGCGCCAACGAUCCAGAAGCUCAUUGCUACGGAUAUUCAUCUGGUUGGCCUACUUGCUAGCCGACUGGCUUGCCGCCGUCUGCAUCGGACUAAUCACCAAAACACAGAUUGACUCUUGUAAUGGCAAGGCAGAUGAUCACAUUUUGGCCUUCUGGGCAUCUUUCCUUCUCAUCCAUCUCGGUGGCCCAGAUACCAUUACUUCAUUUGCUCUCGAGGAUAAUGAGUUCUGGGUCAGACACGUGAUUGGACUCAUUUUACAGGUUUUGGUUGCUGCUUACAGCUUGUUUCUGACUCUUCCGAAUAACAAGUUAUGGUUCCCAACACUCCUUAUCUUCGUGGUUGGAACUAUUAAGUUCGGAGAGAGAACUUUCGCUCUGUAUUUGGCUAGUUCUGACCAUUUUGCGGAGACCAUUUUGCCGAAGCCGGAACCUGGACCGGAUUACGAAGAGGCUAUAGACGUUUACACUCAAAACAGGGCAGUCUCGGUCAGAACCCGUCCAGAUCAGAAGAAAACGACGACACCAAAUGUUGCAAAUUUUCCCAAGGAAGAUGAAGUACUCGAGGAUGAGAAAGAGUACUCUUUAGAUGAAAAGAUUACACUCUUGGCAGAAGCACAUGACAAUUUCAAAAGCUUCAAAGGGCUCAUCGUUGGCCUACUUCUAAGCUCCAAAGAACGAGAAUCAAGCCGAAAAUCUUUUCUCAAACGAAAACCUAAGGAAGCUUUUUUGUUGAUAGAGUACGAGCUCAGCUUCAUGUACCAAGUUCUCCACACCAAAGUGGUCGUAGUGCGUCGAAAAAUCGGGUACAUCCUCCGAAUUUUAAGUCUUUUUUUCACAGUCGGUGCCUUAAUGGUCUUCUUUAUCGUGGAGAAACACAAGUUCGGUAGGUUUGAUGUCGUUCUAUCUUAUGCCUUGCUAUUUGGAGCCCUUGUUAUCGAUUUCUUUUCUGUUAUUCAUCUCAUUUUCUCUGAGUGGACUCUUAUUGCUCCUGACAAGAACUGGUGGAGAACAAGUGUUGCGAACAUAGCCCUGAGAGGAAAAAGGUGGUCUGGGACGGUUUCCCAGUAUGAUAUGAUUAAGUAUUGUCAAGAUGAACGCACAGUACUAGUAUCAUGUGUCUACAAAUUGGCUGUUUAUCUUUGCAUUAUUAGGGGUAUUCUAGACCGUGUCAAACUCUGGUUAUAUUCGACCACAGCAACUGUAGAUACUAGUUUGAAGACGUUUAUUUUUGAGGAGCUGAGAACAAAAGCUAAUACUGCAAACUCUUUGAGGGGUGCCAUGGAGGCGUGUUCACAAAGAGGUGAUUGGGCUCUCUUGGAGACUUCUAACUACAUUAAGCUUAAAUGGAGUGUUGGGGAGUUUCAAUAUGCUGAAAGUCUUCUUUUAUGGCAUAUAGCUACCGAACUCUGUUACAGUGAAAGUCCAAGUCUAUGGGAAAAUCAGAGUAAAAAACUUUGUAAACUACUUUCAGAUUAUAUGUUUUCUCUUUCGGUCAAGCAAGGGUCUAUGCUGGCUCCAGUUUUAGGAAACUGGCACAUAGUGUUUCAAGAUACUUGUGCGGAAGCCAAGAGAUUUUUCCAUAAGCACCAAUUAGUGAGCCAUUCGGAAUCUUGUAAGAAAAUUAUUGACACGAAAACUAAUUUAAGGCCUGCUGCUGUGAAAGGGAGCAAAAGCAAGUCUGUAUUGUUUGAUGCUUCUAAACUUGCGAAAGAUCUUCAGAGCUUGGGCACAGGCCAAUGGAGGCUAAUGAGUCGAGUGUGGGUGGAAUUGUUGUCGUACGCUGCCAUAAAUUGUAGACCAAUUGUACAUGCUCAGCAGCCUAGUAAAGGUGGUGAGCUUCUCACUUUUACUUGGUUACUUAUGAAUCAUUUGGGUUUGGGAACUCAGUUCUAUGAGCAGGAACUGCAAGAUGGAACCAAACUGGUGGCAGUAAAGUAAGUUUUACUAAUGUGUGACCAAGCAAGGGAAUACCCAUUUCACUCGAGGGAAAAAGAAGACUAGUAGAAUCACAGAAAUGAUUUAGUCUUCUCUUAAUUGCAUUUUAUGUUAAACAAUGUACUUUGGCUAUUAAUGACAAUAAACUCUUUAGUAUGACUGGA
Messenger RNA from Humulus lupulus (European hop), 2334 nucleotides. RefSeq lists its product as uncharacterized. The record is from RefSeq and is a predicted model, not a curated record. Lineage: Eukaryota; Viridiplantae; Streptophyta; Magnoliopsida; Rosales; Cannabaceae. The transcript has a single exon. Bases 122 to 2173 code for a protein of 683 amino acids.